GUUCAAGGUCACGAGACAUUUAUAAAAGUCAACACAAAUAAUCGCACACUAGUUUCCGGAAUAUCCUAAUGUCAUCCAACCAAGGGAAUAAGAUAGACCGGUACGAAAUCUUCCGCAUUCGUCAAGGCAUGAGGCCCAGAAGUAAUGACGAGGCAUAUUUUGAUUGCAGUGGCAGUCCGAUGAUCGACGGAUUUGAUCACAAAAUACGGGUUUACAAUAAAAAAGGAGCAACAGGAAAUCAAAGAGGAGUCAAUUCUGAGCAAACAUAUGGAAGCAAAAAUACAUCAGACUGUAGUUAUCAGCAAGAUUUUGGUGAUAACUUAGGUCCAUUGGUUACUUAUGGGAUCGAUGAUGAACCCAAGCCAGGUGAUAAUAAACGUAAAUGAAAUUUUAAAUGAGAGAAUUUGAUCAUCCAUUCUCAUCACUGUUGUCAGUUAUUAUUUUGUUUUAGUAAUUUGGAUCUGUGAAUUCAUUCAUAACUACAAAAACUGAAAAACCUCAUGUUUUUUUUUCCGAAUUCAUAUUUACUACUUAUUUUAUAAAACUUACAAAUAUGAAUGUUUUUUUUCUUCUCUUUAAUUUUUGUUUUUUGUAAUCAUUAUCUAAUAAAUUAUCUAUACAACAUUGAUUUUAUAUCAUUAUCAUAAUAUAAACCACAUGGUAUCUCUUAG
Molecule: messenger RNA, 671 nt
Organism: Schistosoma haematobium
Lineage: Eukaryota; Metazoa; Platyhelminthes; Trematoda; Strigeidida; Schistosomatidae
Exons: 6
Coding region: 69-386 (105 amino acids)
Source: RefSeq, a predicted model, not a curated record